Lactuca sativa (garden lettuce) is the source of this 756-nucleotide messenger RNA. The record is from RefSeq and is a predicted model, not a curated record. NCBI's taxonomy places the organism in Eukaryota, Viridiplantae, Streptophyta, Magnoliopsida, Asterales, Asteraceae.
AUGAAGCAAGUAAAGGGCAUUCCAAUAAAUACUCCUUUUAUCAAUUCAUUGGCCCAAGUUCCUGAAUAUGCUAAGUUUUUGCAAGACUUACUCGAUACCCGCCAACAAUUAGAGAAGAAUUCCAAGGUAAUCCUUAGUGAGCAGAGUUCUAAAGUGAUAUUCGGAGAAUUACCAAAGAAAAUGGGAGAUCCUGGACUCCUCACUCUUCCGUGUGAAUUUGGAAAUAACAUGAAGACAUAUGCUUUAGCCAAUUCAGAGGCAAGCAUAAAUUUAAUGCCUUACUCGUUCUAUCAAAAGCUAAAUCUUCCGGAUUUAAAGGCUACUAGAAUGAUGAUUCACAUGGCUAAUCAUUCAGUAACUCAUCCUCGAGGCAUAGUGGAGGAUAUAUUGGUCAAAUUUGGGAAAUUUGUUUUUCCAAUUGUUUUUUUUAUUUUGGAUAUGAAAGAAUAUACCAAUGUCCAAAUAAUUAUUGGUCGCCUUUUACUCAAUACUGAUAGAGCCUUGGUUGACAUUCAUGAAUCUAAACUUACUUUGAGAGUUAGAGAUGAAGAAGUUACCUUUGGAAUGGAAGGUGGUUUUCAAAAUGAUUGUGCUCAAGGUGAAGUUUUCAACAUAGAUGAAGGAAUUGAACUUGAGGAGUUGGAAAAGCUAAAGGAAGAAGAAAUUCAGUCAAUUCAACAAGUCAAACAUACGAAGCCAAGAGCAUCCAUUCAGACAGUUUUUGAAAUAUUUGCUUACAAAACUCUAACAUCUUAG